UUGGAAUGGGUGAUAACGAGGAGUCAAAAUGUUCCAAGUAGAGUCUUAUGAGUGGUGUUAUAUCGAGGAUGAUGAAGAGAUUCCUAGAGAUUCCUGAGUUGUAAUGAAGUGAUUUUCUCCACAUGAGGUUGUCAAUACAGACGGCGAAGACGACGCUCUAGUUCAUAGUAGAAUCAGCCGCACACUGACAGAUGGUUCGCCAUCGAUAUCUUCAUGGACAGUGUGGACGUCGUUGAUCAAGUGUAUUGGAAAGCACGUGGUUAUGUAAAUGGUGCUGUUGACUCCGUGUUCCGUAGUAACGCUUACACCCCUACCAAGGGCUCUUUGUCCCUUUGCGAAUUCAGGUAUAUCGAUGUACCACAUUAUACAUCAAAUGGCACUCUCUUUGUCAAGAAUGAAGACUGGAUUGACUGGCGAAUCAACUUUGGACACUGGCAGGAAUUUGGGUCGCCCUGCUUGAAGUUCCACUCAGUUGGGGCGAGGGUUAAUUGGCAAGCACCUGAGAAGAUUUGGAUGUGUAUAGCAACUUUUGGUCGUUCAUCGCCAAGUAACUCCGUCUCUUCGGUGCGAUCUUCAACCUCAAAGAAAUGUUCUAGAAUCCAGUCCAUCUACUCCUACACCCAGCUGGGUUCUGUAUUUAUUAUUCGUCCUCUGCAUCGUGACCGUAGGGAAAACCUGGACGGAGAACGCAAUACUUUCUAUGAAGGUGAUGGUGUAUUGCGCUUCCUUACUCAUCCCGGCCUUCUUCAGAGGCAGAAAUAUACCAGUGGGUUUUCUUCAUGUAGUGGCGUAAGACAGAUGGAUGAUGGGACGCUGCGGCGAUCGCUUUUUGAGAGGUGAUGAUGAUGUCGAUUACGACAUGCGAGUGUACUGCAAGUAUGUAUCGUGAAUAAAAUAUCCUAUUGCUCCUCGGUCAUCCCUACUCCUAGCGAUGCGGUG
Messenger RNA from Lentinula edodes (shiitake mushroom), 939 nucleotides. RefSeq lists its product as uncharacterized. NCBI's taxonomy places the organism in Eukaryota, Fungi, Basidiomycota, Agaricomycetes, Agaricales, Omphalotaceae. The coding region runs from base 214 to 840 and encodes 208 amino acids. The record is from RefSeq and is a predicted model, not a curated record. The transcript has 3 exons.